AUGGACACCGGCGCAGUGUGUGAGGUGUGCGUGGACAGCGUGGCGUCGGCCAGGGCCGCAGAAGAGGGCGGUGCCGCGCGGGUGGAGCUCUGCUCAGCGCUCUUCGAAGGUGGCCUCACUCCCUCCCUCGGACUCCUCCGACAGGUGAAGAAGGCGGUGAAGCUCGACGUGUUCGUGAUGGUGCGGCCGCGCGGUGGCGACUUCUGCUACACCGACGCCGAGCUCGACGUCAUGAAGGACGACAUCGAGAUCUUCAAGGCCGAGGGGGUGGCGGGCGUCGUGUUCGGGAUCCUCAAGCCCGACGGCAGCGUGGACGUCGAACGUACGGGCGAGCUCGUGCGGCUGGCCCGCCCGCUUCAGGUCACGUUCCAUCGGGCGUUCGACAUGGCGAAGGACCAUCUGCAAGCCGUGGAGGACAUCAUCUCUUUGGGGGUGGAGCGGAUCUUGACGUCGGGUGGCGAGUCGACGUGCCUGGAGGGCCUCGACGUGCUGGCCUCGCUCGUACAGAAGGCCGGCGACCGAGUCACCAUCGUGCCCGGCGGCGGCAUCACCGAACGCAACAUCCAACGCAUACUCAGAGGAUGCCAGGCGAAGGAGUUUCACGUGUCGGGCCGCACAACGCAGGACUCGCAGAUGGUGUACCGCAACGGGAGCUGCUUCAUGGGCGGGGUGCUGCGGCCGCCCGAGUUCGCCGUCUCCGUCGUCAACCCGGACCGCGUCCGCUCCUUCCUCGACCGCGCCUCUUGA
Molecule: messenger RNA, 747 nt
Organism: Acanthamoeba castellanii str. Neff
Lineage: Eukaryota; Discosea; Longamoebia; Acanthamoebidae
Exons: 6
Coding region: 1-747 (248 amino acids)
Molecular function (GO): copper ion binding
Source: RefSeq, a predicted model, not a curated record